Messenger RNA from Lycium ferocissimum, 462 nucleotides. RefSeq lists its product as uncharacterized. The record is from RefSeq and is a predicted model, not a curated record. The transcript is spliced from 2 exons. Lineage: Eukaryota; Viridiplantae; Streptophyta; Magnoliopsida; Solanales; Solanaceae. Bases 1 to 462 code for a protein of 153 amino acids.
AUGGGAGGUCCGCCGGAGAAUGCUCUGACUGCUCUGAACAAUGUCAAAUCUCUUAGAAUUGGGGGAAUGUUAUUUAGAACCGUUCAGGAGGUUUCGUGUGUUAUUUACUUGAUUACGAGCUGCCCUAAAUUACAGGAGUUGACCAUUGAAUGUGAAACAAUGAACACAAUGAACGAUGUUGCGGAACCUAUUGUACAAUUCUUACGAGACCAAUCAAGCUUGUAUGGUGUUAUGAAGAUGCUUCAAAGAGUGCGUAUGAGUACUUUUGGUGGUCUUGAGAUGGAAAUGGAAUUUGUGAGGUUUAUAUUAGCAUAUGCACCUGUACUUGACAAAAUUUCCAUUUGGAAUUAUUCAUGUCUCCUCAUUCAGACGGGUAGACGACUGACGGAUAAGAUGAAACAAUUCCAACGAGCAUCACCCAAUGUUGAAAUCAUAGUUGAUGAAGUUGAUGUAGAAGAUUAG